AUGCCUACCGACAAGCCGUCAAAUGGCGUUUCCGGCCGCAUCAUCAACUGCGUCUCGCAACUCCCCUACAAGAUCAGCAGAAAUGACUCGCUAGACCCCGCAACCGGCACCAAGGGCUGCGGCUGGCAGAUUACCCCCGUCAUGGGCAACAGCGCCCUCUACUCCUCGCUCUACUAUCUCCGCGACAGCUCUCAGUGGGAGGAACACGUCGUGGGCUGGACCGGCGAAAUCGACCCCGGCAACGGCUUCGCGUACGUGGCCUCCACGGACCAGCCCGCCCCCGUCAGCGACAAGGACUCCAAGUACAUGGGCGGCGACGCCAGCGAGGACCCGCUCUACCUCUCCAAAGAAGAGAAACGCGUGCUGGCCGAAAUGCUCCAAAACGAAGAAGACGCCAAGCACAAACUCACCAUCCACCCCGUGUGGCUGCUGCGUAGGGACCAGAGCCGUUGGCGCGAGUACGCGGAAAACGUCGUGUGGCCCGCUCUCCACUACAUUCUAAACCCCCCCGACGACGGCCAAAAGGAAAAUACCUGGUGGUACGACUACGUCAAGUUCAACGAGGCCUACGCCAUGAAGGUCGCCCAGAUAUACCAACCCGGCGACAUCAUCUGGGUCCACGAUUACUAUCUCAUGCUGUUGCCCCAGUUGCUGCGCAUGCGCUUCCAGGAUGCGCUGAUCGCCUAUUUCCACCACACCCCUUGGCCCAGUAACGAGUACUUCCGUUGUCUCUCCAAGCGUAAACUGUUGCUGGACGGCAUUCUCGGAAGCAACCGCGUGUGUUUCCAAAACUUUGGUUUCGCAAGGCACUUUGUGUCUGGUUGCAAACGGUUGCUCGACUCCACAUCCACAAAGAUGAAAUCCAAAGACGACGGUACCGACGGGUGGCUCAUCAGCGCUUACGGCGGUGAUGUCGUCGUGGACUCUUCCCCCAUCGGCGUCGACACCCACGGCCUGCUCACCGAAGCAUUCACCUCCGACAUAGACCAGAAAGUCGCCACCAUCAAACAAGCGUACGUGGGCAAAAAGAUCAUUUUUGGUAGCGAUAGACUGGACACCGUCAACGGAGUCGUUCAGAAGUUACAAGCAUUUGAAACCUUUUUGGCCAUGUUCCCCCAAUGGAGAGAUAAAGUCGUGCUCAUCCAGGCCAGUAGUCCCGGAUCCGCCGAAAUCGACUUGAGAUUGGAACAACAGGUCAACGAUCUCGUCAACUCCAUCAACUCCCAAUACGGUAACCUCAAUUUUUCCCCCGUCCAGCAUUACCACAUGCGAAUCCCAAGAGACGUGUAUCUAUCAUUACUACGGGCUGCUGAUCUGUGCGUGAUUACCAGUGUUAGAGAUGGAAUGAACAUAACCGCCCUUGAGUAUGUGACUGUGAAAAGCAAAAAAUCAAAUGAAAACUGUUACGCAAACCCAUUGGUAUUAAGCGAGUUUUCUGGUAGCAGCACCGUUUUGAAAGAUGCUUUGAUCGUGAACCCUUGGGACUCAGUAGCCGUAGCGAAAACGAUCAACAAAGCCCUUUUAAUGCCAGCGGAUGAAAAGGUUUCUUUAGAGUGUAAGCUUUGGUCUUGUGUACCCACCAUUCAGGACUGGAACGACAAAUUUUUGGCUCGCAUGAUUGCCAUUGCCGAAAAGGAAUCCCAGGAUAACAAGAUCACACCCGCUUUGAAUAGACCGCUCCUGUUGAAAAACUACCAACUUGCAAAACGUCGCCUCUUUCUUUUCGAUUAUGACGGUACUUUAACACCUAUCGUACAAGACCCCGCCGCAGCUAUUCCAAGUGCCAGACUUUACAGAAUCUUAUCCAAAUUGGCUGCCGAUCCUAAAAAUCAAAUCUGGAUCAUUUCGGGACGUGACCAGCAGUUUCUUUCCAAAUGGUUGGGUUCUCGCAUGCCACAACUAGGUUUAAGCGCAGAGCACGGAUGCUUCUUAAAAGACGUAUCAUCCACGGAUUGGGUUAACUUGACCACUAAGUUUGAUAUGUCCUGGCAAAUCAAAGUAAGCGAGGUUAUGGAUCAUUACACAUUACACACACCGGGCUCCUCUAUUGAACGUAAGAAGGUCGCCCUCACGUGGCAUUACAGAAGAGCCGAUCCGGAACUCGGUGAAUUCAAUGCAGCUAAAAUGAAGGAAAAAUUAGAAGAAUUUACAAAAGAUUUGGGUUUGGAAGUAAUGGAAGGUAAAGCCAAUAUAGAGGUACGUCCCAAAUUCGUCAACAAGGGAGAAAUCGUCAAGAGAUUGGUUUGGCAUCCUCAUGGUGAGAAGCAAUUGGGAAAUGACGAGUUUACCCCCGAUGAAAACGUUCCAAAAGAUCAACUUCCAGAAUUCAUUCUGUGCCUCGGUGAUGAUGCUACUGAUGAGGAUAUGUUUAGGCAACUCAAUAGUAUUGAGAGUCAAUGGCAAUCCAAAUUCCCCAAGGACACAAACGAAUGGGGUCAUUAUGGUAUAUAUCCAGUUACUGUGGGUUCGGCAUCUAAGAAAACCGUUGCCAAAGCCCAUUUGACAGACCCUCAACAAGUUCUGGACACUUUAGGUUUGUUAGUUGGCGAUGUUUCUUUGUUCCAAAGUGGUGGUACUGUUGAUUUGGAUGAUAGGGGUCAUCUUGUUAACAGUGAAAGCAGCGUCAAGUCUGAAAUAGCAGGUGCUGCUUACAACAAAAGAACUGCAUCUCAAAAAUGA
Messenger RNA from Lachancea fermentati, 2679 nucleotides. Lineage: Eukaryota; Fungi; Ascomycota; Saccharomycetes; Saccharomycetales; Saccharomycetaceae. The record is from the annotation of a GenBank genome assembly.